Messenger RNA from Gymnodraco acuticeps, 3484 nucleotides. It is a transcript of the gene htr1d, whose product is annotated as 5-hydroxytryptamine (serotonin) receptor 1D, G protein-coupled. Gene Ontology annotation, molecular function: G protein-coupled serotonin receptor activity. Lineage: Eukaryota; Metazoa; Chordata; Actinopteri; Perciformes; Bathydraconidae. The record is from RefSeq and is a predicted model, not a curated record. Gene Ontology annotation, biological process: regulation of locomotion; adenylate cyclase-activating adrenergic receptor signaling pathway; vasoconstriction. The coding region runs from base 1306 to 2451 and encodes 381 amino acids. The transcript is spliced from 2 exons. Gene Ontology annotation, cellular component: plasma membrane.
UCUUCCCCCGGAGCAGCGGGGAUCGUGUCUCUCCCCAGGGCUGCUGAGGGCAGCACACCAAAGCUGCGCUUUAAAACGUCAGAUGGAGCUAUACGGACACCGCACUUUUGACACUUUUCAGAAAUGUUUGCGGUUUAUCUGUGCGAAAAUAUAUUUUUGAAGCUGAAUGUCAUAAAUUAGAGUCGCUCAAGUUUCCCCGGACAACUGAAAUCAUUUAUGAUUGUACUUAAACGCUCUCCUUUCAGAUGAGAUGUGAAGACUACCGAAGCUGUCCGAUUCCCUCUGAAUGUAACAGUCUACUAUUUCGCUUGUUUGUACUGGACGUGCAUAAAUGAAGGACACCGAUGCUGGGAUUCCCUGUUUGCUUUUGUGCUCAGCAUAAUUCAAAAAGAAAGAAGACAACAAUUCACCAAAUAAAGAAAAAGCAUGGAUGAACGUGCUGCAGAGAAAGCUCCAUGACAAAUCCUUCCUCGCUGUAUGGACGCUGCUUCUGAAAGGCUUUCUAAAAGUGAAGAGGGAAAGCUUUCACACACCCAGUACCUGAAAAAAGGGCUUUUCUGAUCGGCUUCUAUACAACGACUAAAAGCUACGAGAUGAUUAAAAAUCAACCAAAGGAUUCCUGGAUGUUUGUCCUCCUCUGCAUCAUGUAACUGUAAUGUUCUGGCUUUCUAAUAUCAUCGAAGACACUAGCCAAGUUUCAGCACAAAUCUCAAUUUAGAAGGCUUCACGUGGACAGGGUACAGAUAAGAAGAGAGACAACAAGCAAGCCUUGUGUAUCUUUCGUCAUCAUCUUCCUACAUGCAGCUCCCAGCAUAGCGUUAUUGAAAAGGAGGAGUCCAUUAAAGCAUUUGAUAGAUAGGAAGGUUUGGUCUGAAGGUGUUGUUGCCGGCUGGCUGCUAGCUGGAGAUGAGAUAAGAGCGUUGAGAAGAGAGAAAAGGAGUGCCAGCCUGACAGGAGCUGAAUACAAAUUAGGAUUCCUCUCUCCAGCAGCUACACCAGUGAGGCGAAUCAAUAUGAGAGAGACUAAAUGGACAUAUUAGACAUAAAUACAAAUAUUAGCUGGCUUAAACUACAGAAGCAUUAGUUGUGGAUGGAACUAGAUGAUUGUUAUAUGGUUGAUAUAAAAUAGCAAUAGGGAUAUUGCAAUGUGAAAUAAGAUGCAUAAAAGACAAGACAUUUUUCUUCAGCCCAAACCAAAAAUGCCAUGCCACUGUACAGCCUUUUUAAGCGCCAUGCCUGAACUGAUGUAAUGAGGCUGGUUUAAACCUUGGAAAAAAAAUAGGGUUUAAAAGAAGCGGAGGCGAGAUGGAGCUGGAUAACAGCUCACUGGACUACUUUACCAGCAACUCCACAGAAAACCCUGACACCAUUACAGCUCCACCCUGGAGUGAGGCAACAAUUCUCGGUUUCCAGAUCUCCCUCUCUGCCGUGUUAGCCCUCGUCACCUUGGCUACCGUGCUUUCAAACGCCUUCGUCAUCGCCACCAUCUAUCUGACCAGGAAGCUCCACACACCUGCCAACUUCCUGAUCGGCUCCCUGGCCGUCACAGACCUGCUGGUGUCUAUUUUAGUAAUGCCGAUCAGCAUCGUCUACACUGUCAGCAAGACGUGGUCGCUGGGGCAGAUUGUUUGUGACAUCUGGCUGUCGUCUGACAUCACCUUCUGCACGGCCUCCAUCUUGCACCUGUGUGUGAUUGCAUUGGACCGCUACUGGGCCAUCACAGACGCACUGGAGUACACAAAACGCCGCACUAUGCGCCGGGCAGCGGUCAUGGUCGGGGUAGUGUGGGUGAUCUCCAUAUCUAUUUCCAUGCCUCCACUUUUCUGGCGGCAGUCCAAAGCCCACGAGGAGCUCACAGAGUGCUUGGUGAAUACAGAUCAGAUCUCCUACACCCUAUACUCCACCUUCGGCGCCUUCUACGUCCCCACGGUGCUUCUCAUCAUCCUCUACGGACGGAUCUAUGUAGCCGCCCGCUCCCGCAUCUUUAAAACGCCGUCGUCUUCUGGGAAGCGUUUCACCACAGCACAGCUCAUCCAGACCUCUGCAGGCUCCUCUCUCUGUUCUCUAAAUUCUGCCUCCAACCAGGAAGCCCACCUACACUCUGGCAAUGUGGGAGGAGGGGGAGGAUCACCUCUGUUCAUGAAUAGCGUGAAAGUGAAGCUGGCAGACAGCGUGCUGGAGAGGAAACGCCUGUGUGCGGCUCGGGAGAGGAAAGCGACCAAGACACUGGGCAUCAUCCUGGGCGCUUUCAUUGUUUGUUGGCUCCCGUUCUUUGUGGGCACACUCGUCACGGCCAUAUGUAAAGAGUGCUGGUUUGAUCCAGUGCUCUUUGAUGUAUUUACCUGGCUGGGAUACCUAAACUCCCUCAUCAAUCCUGUUAUCUACACCGUAUUCAACGAUGAAUUCAAACAAGCUUUCCAGAAACUCAUGAAAUGCAGACGCUUCCACUGAAAGAAACUGAUUCAAACUUUUAAAGAACAGUGAGUGUAAAAGAGAAAAAGCAAACAACAUAAUAAUUAUAAUGGAAGUACUGUGUACACGUAAAUGUCCCAUCUUGUUUUUUUUUUUUAUAUCAAACAGCGCUGUGCCAUAGCUCUUUAGAUACCUAAAGCAUAUCAUCCAUACAGGCUUAAUCAUGCAUGCUAAAAAAAGGAAAUCUUGAUCCCGAAGAAUGUUGGAACGCUUCUUCAAAGACAAAGAAAGAGGAUUUCAAGGCCAUUUAAAUGUCAAUGGGACACUUGUGUUAUUUUCUUUGACAAAGGCAGAGAUCAAAAACAAGGAUUGGUGUGGGAUGAGGGAACUCAGAAGGACUGGAUUUAAUCCAGCGGAAAUGAAAAGCCAUGAAAUAUAUGUUGUCUUAAUCUCUGUGUGCUGCUGCUCCCAUAAAAUGUCUCUGUGGUACAGUAAAGCACUUAGAAAAGACUGCAAAAAUCCAGAGAUUCAGUAUAUGUUGCCAUGUUCAGUAUGCAAUUAUAUUUGUGUGUGGGUACAGGUAGUUACUUUACUGUAAUAUAUGCGUGUUUGAAGAAGGAGACUUGUCAAGUGUCUGCCAUUUAUGCUUUUCCCAGUGAGGCUUGUCUCGUUGUUACAGAGACAGAAAUGGAAACAGCAUUUCCACUCUGCCUCUGAAUUUUAAGUAACAGCUAAUGCCAUAGCAACAAAUAAACCCAUUCAAAAACAUUAUGAAAUGAUGUGCUCUGCUACGAGGACACGGAUCAGAGUGGUGGCUUCUGAAGGCAAAAUUGGACUCUAUUUUUGCGAUUUUAUGUGUUUGGUUUAUUCAAUGUUAAUACCUGUGUUACAGUUCAGUAAAAGCGUAUCGGUGGCAGAUGGUAUAACCUCUGCAGAAGUGUUUUCAGGAUAAAAUCAUCUAGCAGUUUUCCAAGCGACUCUUCUACUUCCAUAUAAAAACUGAUCAGUGCCACCGAUUGGCUAAUGAAUAACACACUGCUUAGUUAGUGCACACAUUUAUGGCAAACAAAGA